Messenger RNA from Coffea arabica (coffee), 1872 nucleotides. RefSeq lists its product as uncharacterized. NCBI's taxonomy places the organism in Eukaryota, Viridiplantae, Streptophyta, Magnoliopsida, Gentianales, Rubiaceae. The record is from RefSeq and is a predicted model, not a curated record.
AUGAUAGAUGACUUGCAUAAUGACUCACCAACUACUGAAGUUCCUAUUACACCAACAUCAUCAGCUAAUGGUCCUGAUGAUAGCUCACCUGAAGAAUUUGUUCCUGCUACACAAGACAUUGUGCCUAUUAACGCAGCUGGAGCAGAACAAAUCGAUCAAAUAGGCCGAAGGCGACGACGACGUCGAAUUACAAGAAGAUGGACAUUUGGUCCAGGAACAGUAAUCUGUCAGAAAUGUCAAUCUCUAAUGUGGGUGGAAGAAAGAAUUCAAAGUAGUACAAAACAAAAUCCAAGAUUCAAUUUAUGUUGUCAAGAUGGCGAUGUUGUUUUGCCGUUAUUGCCUCAAACUCCCCAAGUUUUACAACAUGUAUUUACCACUCCAACACUGAAAGAGAAGAUUCGAUUGCUAAAUGCACUAUUCGGGUUUACAUCCAUGGGAGGCAAAGUAGAUCAUUCUAUAGUCAAUUCUGCCGGACCAUAUUCAUUUCGAAUUAGUGGAGAAAAUUAUCAUCUAAUCGGAUCGCUUUUGCCACCUUUUGGAGCAUUAGGUAAAUUCAUACAAUUAUACAUCCAUGACACUGAUAAUGAGUUGCAAAAUCGUAUGAAUCUUCUGAACAGUCAUGAUGGCAAUCCAAUUGGAAUUGAUGCAUCAAUAGUUGAAGGAUUGAAAAAUAUGCUAGACGAAAUAAAUCCAUACGUACAAGUUUUUCGAAGUGCAAGAGACAUGCUUCGAAAUCAAAAUGUUGCCAAUCUGCAAGUACAAAUAAUUAGUGCUCGAGGUGACAGACAAUAUAUCCAACCAACUGCAAAUAAAGUUGCUGCUUUGAUUGUCGGUGAAGAUACUGGUCAUGUCACACACCGCGAUAUUGUGCUUGUCACUCGAGAUGGAAAUUUGAAAAGAAUCAGUGAGACACAUCCAUCAUACAUGCCACUUCAAUACCCUUUACUAUUUCCAUAUGGAACAGACGGAUGGCAUUGCACAAUAAGAUUUUCACCCUCUGCCAUUAGGAAGAGAGAAUUUGUGUCGAUGCGUGAAUUCUAUGCGUAUCGUAUACAAUUUCGACAAAAUGAAGGCCACACACUUUUGAAAGGUGCCAAACUAUUUCAACAAUUCAUUGUUGAUUGUUAUGCAGCUAUUGAGCACUACAGAUUGAAUUUUAUGAAAAGCCAUCAAUCUCUAUUAUGUGCUGAUGUAUAUCAAGGUUUAGCAGAUGCUGUACUUGCUGGAGAUACAGAUGCAUCAGCUGUUGGAAGGAGAUUUGUUCUACCAUCUUCGUUUUCGGGUGGAUCCCGAAAUAUGAUACAACAUUUUCAGGACGCAAUGGCAAUCUACAUCUCUGUCAUUGAAUUCCAAAAACGUGGUUUACCACAUACUCAUAUCACUCUGACAUUAGCUCCGGAAGAUAAGCCCCUUACUACAGAGCAUAUUGAUGAAAUCAUUUGUGCCGAAAUACCUGACAAAAAUGCUGAUCCACUAGCUUAUGAUACGGUCAUCAGGUGCAUGUUACACGGACCCUGUGGUAAUGCUUAUCCAAAUGCUCCGUGUAUGGUGAACGGAAAGUGCUCUAAACACUAUCCAAAGAGAUUUUGUAGUGAAACCACUAUCGAUGAAGAUGGAUUUGUAUCAUACAAACGUAGAGAUGAUCCAAGUAAGAGGGUAACUAUUAAUGGUUUUACAUUUGACAACAGAUGGGUUGUUUCUUACAAUCGAGAUUUGAUUGUGAUAUUUGAUGGUCAUAUUAAUGUGACCAAAGUUGCACGUCCAGAAAUCACUAAAUAUCUGUACAAGUACAUGAGUAAGGGGGUUGAUAGAGCAAAUGUUCAGAUUGAGAAUAACGUUGUACUUGCAAAUGAAAGUGGUCAUCGUCGUUAG